CACAAGAGUUACAUGAUAAAGAAGAAGCUGGCGAAGAAGAUGAGGCAGAAUAGGCCCAUCCCUCACUGGAUCCGCAUGAGGACCGAUAACACUAUCAGGUACAAUGCGAAGCUCAGGCAUUGGCGCCGCACUAAGCUAGGGUUUUGA
Asparagus officinalis (garden asparagus) is the source of this 147-nucleotide messenger RNA. RefSeq names its product 60S ribosomal protein L39-1-like. Gene Ontology annotation, cellular component: ribosome; cytosolic large ribosomal subunit. NCBI's taxonomy places the organism in Eukaryota, Viridiplantae, Streptophyta, Magnoliopsida, Asparagales, Asparagaceae. The record is from RefSeq and is a predicted model, not a curated record. The transcript is spliced from 2 exons. The coding region runs from base 13 to 147 and encodes 44 amino acids. Gene Ontology annotation, biological process: translation. Gene Ontology annotation, molecular function: structural constituent of ribosome.